AAAUGUGAAGUUGGGUGCAAAAGAAUACAAUUAAAUCCUCUGUCGGGAAAAAACGAAAUGACUUUCGGAACAACCCCAUAGGUAAUGCGUCAAAAGCUUUAGAUUAAAUUAAAUAAAAAAAUGCCCCAGUCAAUAAGAAAAACAUUUUAAAUUAACCUAACGAACUCACUAUAAUAAAUACGCCGCUUAUCCUGUCUUAUCAAUAAAACUUUCGACCAUAGCACGAGUACAAUCACAGAACAUUAUUGUAUUAUUUUGGUACCUGUUAGGUACUCUUGAAACUGUAUUAGUGUUUUCUUCUGUAGGCUUUUGACUUUUGAUAAAUUUUCUGUAAUUAUGAUUUAGAUUUGAUAUAGGUAAUUGCUUUUACGCUACAACGAAUUUCGACAAAGAACUUUUUGUCAUCGCUCAAUUGCUUGGUUCGUAAUUAUACCUACUGUAGAAGUGGAAAGUAAUAUAUAUCAGAUGAUUUUUAUUCUUUUGGAAACGACUCUCACUAAAUAACUUUUUAAUUGCGUGGAAUAAUUGAGAAUUGAUUACACAAUAUCGUUCCUGCACGUUCAUCCUGCAGAUCUAUUGUUUUCUGAACACGUUCACGACGGUUUUGUUUCCUGUAAUUUAAUAAUAAUUAGCGAAAUUGUGCCUGUUUCUGUAGUUAUAAAACAUAUGCAAUGAUUUGUGUUUAUAUAGUGCGCAGUCGAAUAUAUUUAAGGUAGAUAUAAAAAAAUAAACUGACUGUAAAAAUUAGUCUUCAUGUGACAGUAUUUAAUCAAAUUGCAGCUAGUAGUAUUAUAAUAUUAAUCGUCAAAGCAAAGUAUGCUGUACCGAUUUUCAGUUUUUCUCUUAAUUUACGUUGCUCUAGCUGCAGAGCUGCAUCAUGAUAAAUUGGAAUUGGUAUAUUACGAUAAAAGCUAUAUAAAAAAUCCAAUUUUUUCAAUAAGUGAACUCAAUGGACAGUAUGGAUUUAAUAUAUCCUUUGAUUUAUUAAAAGAUCUUGGAAUGCAUGUAAAGCUCAAUAUAAAUAUUAGCAUGCAAGAGGAAAAUAGUAAAGAAUAUACGUCAAUGCAAAAUUUUGAAGACAUGGACGUAUGCGAUAUGUUGAAAUCUGAUAUGUUUGGCAUAAGGAAGCUCAUGGCAGUCGCUAAUAUUACCGAUUGUCCUUGGAAAGCGGGUCAUUAUAAAAUGCUAGAUUUAAAAGGAGAUCCCAGCGGGCUACCCCCUGUACCAUCUGGCAAUUACAUGACAGGUAUAUCAGUAUUUGACGAUAAUAAACUAUUAACUGAAAUGGUAUGGAUGGGUUCAGUUACAGAUACUUGAAUAUCAUUUUUAUGUGUUGUUAACUAAAAACAUGUAAAUUAUGUAUUGCAAAUGUUAAAAAAAUAUUAAAAUUACAAAAUAAUCAAAGAAACGUAUUUAAAUAAUACGCUAUUGAGGAUAAAAAGAACUAAGACAACAGUGGAAUUUUAUUAAUUGAUAUGUCUCCAUAGAGGCGAUAAAAAUGAAGAGUGCAAUUAAAUGUAGGGGUGCAUUUUUUGAUAACGGAGUAAAUUUGGCCGUUGUCCAAUUUUUCGACUAUUAUUCAAAAGCUAUAUAACUUUAACUUUAACUUUAAUCCUUCUAAUUCUUCCUUUAAUGUUUGAACUAAAUGUUUUUUCUUGCCAUUAAAGAAGCAGAAUACUUCGGAAGUGCAAAUAGAUUUCAUUUAAUAAUGCUACGAAUAAUUAAAAUCUAACAAAUCCUAUUCGCAAUGUUGUACAUUUCUUUGGGAAUUUUUUUUGAAAAGAAAGCCAUAUUUUAUGCAUAAAAUAGUGUAUAAUGAACGGUAAAUACUGAUUUUCUACUGAGGUUGAAAUAGUGGACUAGGCUGUCGCAAUUUCGAGGAUAUUUUUGAGAAAUGGAGAAAAAUUGAUAUUUUUAUUUGUGUCAUAAAUAAUCACAAAUUGUUUCGU
Agrilus planipennis (emerald ash borer) is the source of this 1949-nucleotide messenger RNA. RefSeq lists its product as uncharacterized. Bases 817 to 1317 code for a protein of 166 amino acids. NCBI's taxonomy places the organism in Eukaryota, Metazoa, Arthropoda, Insecta, Coleoptera, Buprestidae. The transcript has 4 exons. The record is from RefSeq and is a predicted model, not a curated record.